Molecule: messenger RNA, 2302 nt
Organism: Salvelinus sp. IW2-2015
Lineage: Eukaryota; Metazoa; Chordata; Actinopteri; Salmoniformes; Salmonidae
Source: RefSeq, a predicted model, not a curated record
GAUUUUUUGCUCCAGCAUUAUGUCGUUUUUUUUAUUACCUACCUUUUUUUAUUACCUACAUACCUAUUAACCUAUUAACUUAGUUGUACAACUACAGUCCGUAUUUUCGUUGGUGGAAAGGAACCAUACAGUACGGGUGCUAUAUGCAGAACUCACACAGGGCUGAACCAGAGAUGAAGAUGUUCUCAGUCUCCCACAAGACGCGCCUUCGUGGUCGACCACUGCCUUACAUGGCAGAGUCCAGUCGGCAGCAGGUGGAGUGUGACGUGCACAAAAGCCGUGGCCAGGGCAUGAUCCCGCUGGCCCCAGUGUCCAUCCUGUGGACCUGUGCUGUGGAGUGCUCCAUGGAGUACUGCCGCAUCCUCUACGACGUUUACCCCCUCAAGAAACUGAUCAACUACAUUGUGAGUGAUUCAGAGUUCCACAUUCUGAACAGCUGGAGGCAAGAGGACCAAAGCACUCAUGAGCUCAUGUCUGCUCUGGCAGCUGUGGGUCCACCUAACCCGCAGGAGGACCCUGAGUGUUGCAGCGUCCUGCACGGCCUGGUGGCAGCGGUGGAGUCACUGUGUAAGAUCACUGAGUACCAGCACGAGGCACGCACCACCCUCAUGGACACGGCUGACAGGGUGGCCAACAGGGGGCGCAUUAUCUGCCUCACAAACGCCAAGAGUGACACCCAUGUGCGAAUGCUGGAGGACUGUGUGCAAGAGACCAUUCUAGAGCAAAACAAAAUGGCAGCAGGCUCAGACAGACUGAUGCCUAUCCAGCAGUGUGAGCUGGUGCUCGUCCACAUCUUCCCUCAAGGAGAGGACACCCUGGUCUCAGACCGGCCAAAGAAAGAGGUCUCCUCUCUGCUGACCAGCGAGGUUCACAGUGUGCGGGCAGGGAGGCACCUGGCCACCAAACUCAACAUUCUAGUGCAGCAGCACUUUGACCUUGCCUCCACCACCAUCACCAACAUCCCAAUGAAGGAGGAGCAGCACGCCAACACAUCGGCCAAUUACGACGUAGAACUCCUACAUCACAGGGACGCCCAUCUUGAGUUCUUCAAAAGUGGCGACCUGCACAUGGCUGGUAGUACGAGUCGAGACAGUGGACUUAAGGAGACGGUUACUCUUAAGUGGUGCACUCCUCGCACCAACAGUGUAGAACUGCACUACUGCACUGGAGCCUAUCGGAUGACUUUGGAGAGUUCAUGAGGGAGAACCGUCUGACUCCUGUCCCAGAGUCCCCAGACGCUGAGGCUAGUGGGAAGCCCCCGGCGGAGAGGGCCAAAGCCCAGCUAGAGCGUUACACUCGCUAUUGGCCAAUGAUCAUUUCCCAGACCACCAUCUUCAACAUGCAGGCGGUGGUUCCGCUGGCUAAUCUCAUAGUGAAGGAGAGUCUGAGUGAGGAGGACUUGCUGACCUGCCAGAAGACCGUUUACAACCUGGUGGAUAUGGAGAGGAAGAACGACCCUCUUCCCAUCUCCACUGUGGGCUCCAGGGGAAAGGGCCCUAAAAGGGAUGAGCAGUACCGCAUCAUGUGGAACGAGCUGGAGACUCUGGUGAAGACCCACGUGGCUGGCAGUGAGCGACACCAGAGGGUUCUGGACUGCAUCAUCGCCUGCCGCAGCAAACCCCCCGAGGAGGAUGAGAGGAAGAAACGGGGGAGGAAGAGGGAGGACAAGGAGGACAAGGCAGAGAAGAACAUCAACAAGGAUUCAGAGGACAAGAGCUGGCAGGAGUCAGAGAGGCUGAAGGGGGUGGUAGAGCGUGGAAAGGAGGAGCAGGGGGAGUCGGAGGUCAUAAAGGAUUCUCCUGACUCGCCAGAGCCUCUCAACAAGAAGCCCCGUCUGGAAGAGAUUCAACUACCUGAAAAAGCCAAAGGUCCGGUGUCCCUGCUCACCAUGUGGACUAACAGAAUCACUGUGGCCAACUCCAGGAAACACCAGGAGUUUGCCGGAAGGAUCAGCUCUGUGAACAACAAGGCAGAGUUAUACCAGCACCUUAAAGAUGAGAAUGGAAUGGACCUCCACGAGAAUGGGAAAGCCACCAGAUGAUGUGACCUGUCUCUGUACAGGAUGCACCCACUCCACCGAACACCUUACCACAGCAGGAAUAUGAGCUUGGACCAGACAUCAUGUCAAUCUGAGGUGUAUGGACUGUCUUCCCCUACUCUGUCCAUACCAGGCAUAGAUUAAAUGGGUAGCAGUCAGACUUUGUAAUUUUUAGAGUGAUUUUUGUUUGUUUUUCUACCCACGUUUGUAUGGAUAGGCUCACAUAUUGUGUGAAGCAAUAAAGUUUGGUCAACAGGCAGUAUU